Molecule: messenger RNA, 852 nt
Organism: Grammomys surdaster
Lineage: Eukaryota; Metazoa; Chordata; Mammalia; Rodentia; Muridae
Product: basic salivary proline-rich protein 2-like
Exons: 2
Coding region: 1-852 (283 amino acids)
Source: RefSeq, a predicted model, not a curated record
AUGUUAAUGGACGCCGGCUGCAAGUGUCUGUCACCGAGGACGACCCGAGACGCCGAGACCCGCCACCCCGCUCAAGCCCAGGCCCCAGGGCACAGGAAGACCAGGGUCUACGCACUCAAGUCCAGCCCUCGCCCGCCCCGUAGCCGCCGUCCCCGGAACCCGCCAGCACUAACAGGCCCGCCGAGCGACCGCACGCGCUGUCCUCUCGCCCACGGGCCCGGCCCGCAAGCAAGCGCCCAGCCACAGUCGCCGAGCCUCUCCUCUCCUCACCCGGAUCCGACAGGAAAUGGCGGCCCGCGUAAUGGCGACUACGUGCGACUAGGCGGAGUCGCGCGAGACCCCCCUCCCCCACCCAGCACGCGGGCUCGCGAGCGCCCGGCCCCCGCACCUCCCCCACCGCCCGAGACAAAGCAGCCGCGGGAGCCGCGGCCUCCCCAUCGGCCCCGCCGCGCAGCCCGCCCCGCCGGGGGGAGGAGGCUCACGCCGCGGAGGGACAAAGAGGGCGGCGGGGGCGCCGCGGCCCACGACACCCGCGAGCCCACCGGCCGCCCCGGCGCUCGCUCCACACGGGGCGCCCGCGUCGCAAACCCACAGGCCUUUCCUUACGGGUCCCCGAAACCACCUAGCACCGGCACGCCAACCGCAGAGGCACGCUCGGGGGGAAAUGGCGGCGGUGGGGGAGGGGAGCCCGGGCAACGUUCCCCGGCGGACCAUGGCCGGCCCGAGCGUGCCCCGACAGCCGAGGGAGGGCCCGGCCCCGCUCCCCCAAGCGCGGCUCGCCCGGCCCUGCUCACCGCGCGAGUCCGCCGUUGCCUCCCGGCCGCGCCGCCUCCGACGGUCGGUCACUGCUAG